UAUACUGAGUGAGAGAAAUUGGCGUUACACUUGCGACAAAGGACAACUACAUAAUUUGGACAACCAGCGAAGUUUCUACAUCAGAGCAACCUGAUAAGAGUGUGACCUCAGAACAAUAUAAUCUAUUACACCUGAUUUCCGUUCUUAGAUCUCAAUGAAUGAUCAGAUAGGUGAUUGUCCAAACGCAGUGAUCAUACCCAUUGUUGAAAACCUAAAUGACUGGUUUGGAUCCAUAGUGAACUCCAAAGUAGAGAAUACUAAAUCUAUUACACAGUGUCGAAUACAGAAGGUUCCGAGUACAUUGCGAGACAUCGAAGAUAACAAGAAAUACUAUGAUCCCCAGGUGGUUUCCAUCGGUCCUUAUCACUAUGGAAAUCCUAAAUUCGAGGAAAUGGAGAAGAUGAAGAAAGUAAUAGCACGUAUGUUAGUUUCAGAGAGUAAAAUUGCAAAUGAAACGAGUAAGACGCAGGAGACAACAACACCAGAGCUUGUUACAAAUUCAGAGAUAGAAGAGUUAUACAAGAAGGUCGUAAGCAUAGCAGAAGAAGCAAAGAAAAUCUACGCCGGGAAUUUGCCAAAGGAGUUCUACAGAAACAACGACGAACUGUUCAAACGCGUCAUGUUCUUGGAUGGAUGUUUUGUGGUCUAUUUCAUCCACUGUCUGAUCCAUAAUGAGCUCAAGAAAUGGGAGUUGAAGAAUGAAGAUGUAUUUUCCAUAGGGACUGACUUGUUUCUUUUGGAGAACCAAAUUCCUUUUUCUGUCCUCGAUGCAUUGACGACUGAAGCAUUCCCCGAAGAUAAAAAGGAAAGAAUUUUUGACAAGUUCGUUUUGAGACUCGUCUGUUUCGACUCUAAUGACCGUCAACAGCAACAAAAUGAAGAAAAACAAUCUGUUCAUCUGCUUGACCUAUUCCGGAACAAACUCGUCAGCACCAAAAGCCAGGAUCAAGGUAACAGAUAUAAAUCAUUUGAUUUUCAUUACUUGAUUCAACGUUUCUGGAAGAAACAUUUUCAAUCUCGAAGCACAGGGGAGUCAAUUCUGUGGCAUUCAAUCCGUUCAGCGGCCGAGCUUAAACAGGUAGCAGGGAUAAAGUUCAAGAAGAGCACAUCAUUCAACUUGGAUAGUGUCCGUUUCCAAAAGGGACCCUUCUAUGGAGAGUUGACACUCCCUCCAAUUAUCAUCGACCACUCAACCAAGCCUUUGUUUCUCAACUUGUUAGCCUAUGAAAGAUCUUUUCCUCUGGGUGAUUCAAAAGUAGCUUCUUAUAUCUGUUUCUUAGACUCACUCAUUGAUCAAGCUGAUGAUGUGAAAGAGCUGAGAUCAAGCGGUGUACUCUUGAAUUUCCUUGGUAGUGAUCAUGAUGCAGCUGAACUGAUCAAUCAUUUGGCCAAGGACCUGGUGGAUCAUAAUGAAUUUUCACAUGUUACCGGGGAACUUAGAAGGUAUACCCAAUACAAGUGGAGGGUCUGGGUUGCUGAAGUUCGCCGCACAUAUUUCAGUAAUCCUUGGGCUUUCAUUGGAUUAUUGGGUGCAAUAUUUAUUACCAUCCUCAGCAUCGUCCAGACCUACUACUCAAUCUAUCCUCGACAAUCAGCCGAAGAGUUGAAGAAGAUCUAGCUUUUGAUGGAUCAUCGAUCUUGACCUCUCAAGCUUCACCUACUACUGCUUUAGCUAGCUGCUUGUCUAACUGUUUCAUGGUUUGUUUUCUCUGAACCUUAAGCUUUACCUUUAAUUAGUAUAGCCAAUAUAAUAUGGACUGAAGCUUUGUAAGUUGUGUUACUUAUUAAUGUCUGUGUUGUUCUA
Messenger RNA from Nelumbo nucifera (sacred lotus), 1804 nucleotides. RefSeq names its product UPF0481 protein At3g47200-like. The record is from RefSeq and is a predicted model, not a curated record. Lineage: Eukaryota; Viridiplantae; Streptophyta; Magnoliopsida; Proteales; Nelumbonaceae.